This is a messenger RNA of Linum tenue, 1636 nucleotides long. Lineage: Eukaryota; Viridiplantae; Streptophyta; Magnoliopsida; Malpighiales; Linaceae. The record is from the annotation of a GenBank genome assembly.
GCUGUUCGCGAUGGCGGAAGGGGAAGAAGCUGCAGUUGCAAAGGCUGAAGCAGAGUACUUCUCCAAGGACUUCGACUGGGAAUCACUGAAACAACAAGUUGAAAAGAACCCUUCGUAUCAGUUUCAUCUGCUUCCACAUCUUCCUUCUUCCUCGGACGAACAACGGGAGGAAGAGACGAGAGAUUCCAAGGCGUGGCAGAGCUUCCACGUCCGCCAUUCCGCCGGAAAGUUCUUCAAGGAGAGAAGGUAUUUGUUGAAGGAAUUCCCCGAGUUGGCUUCUUCCCCCAAAUUCUCCAAGGUUUUGGAGGUUGGAUGUGGAAAUGGAAGCUCCCUUAUUCCUGUCCUGCGUGGCAACAAGAACAUCACUGUGUAUGCUUGUGAUUGUAGUAGUGAGACUCUUGAGAGGGUUAAAGAGAUUCUGUCUGCGAAUUUGGCAGCAGCAGCUUUGGAUCGCUUCGUUCCGUUCUUCUGUGAUUUUGCUUCAACUGGAUUUCCAGGAUGGUUGGCUUGCCAUUCAUGCAGGGGGAUGGCUCCCCAACGUGAACACAAAAGCUGUUCUGGCGUUGGAGAGUUCCAGAUGACUCAAAUGCGAGGUCUAAGUCCAUUGACAGAAGGUGGCUGCUGCAUUGGCGGGGUGGAUUUUGUUACCCUGAUAUUCACACUCUCAGCUGUGCCACACAAAUUGAUGCCCAAAUCCAUCAAGGAGUGCUUUUCAGUCUUGAAGCCUGGUGGCAUCCUCAUGUUUAGAGAUUACGGGCUCUACGACAUGACCAUGCUGCGGUUUGAGCCAGACAAGAGGGUUGGUUUCAGGGAGUACAUGCGAGGAGACGGUACUCGCUCUUAUUUCUUCUGUCUAGACACUGUCCGGAACCUUUUCCAGGGUGCUGGCUUCAGUGAGAUGGAGCUCGAGUACUGUUGUGUAAAGUCGGAGAAUCGUAGGAAGGGGAAGAUCAUGCAAAGGGUGUGGGUUCAUGGGAAGUUCCAGAAGCCCAUGCUAUAGCAGCUGCUGCAGCAUGGUGGGAUCAACAUGUCUCUGUUUCAGCAUAUGUUUACAAGGGAGCUGUCAGUCAGCACAACAGCCAAAUCCCCCCAUUGACUCUGUGAGGAACUAGAACUCAUCUACUGAAACUCCCCCUAAAAUGUUUCCCCAAGUGCAUAGACCCUGCAGAAAGCUUGAAGGUAGAGAGACGAGCAGCACAAGUGUUUGCCGCCAAUAUGUUGCAGCGCUGUCAGAUUUGAUACCUACUUGCAACGCUGUGAUGACACCGGAAUCGUAUCAGGUCUAGCAUCUACAUAUAUCAUCAUCAGCAGUAGCAGUGGAAUGAAAUGAACAGCAUACUGUCAAACAUUUUGGUCCCUUGGGAAUAGGGUAAGGCUCUCUCAGCAAACCUGGCAUUGGUAAUGUGGGUCUUCUUUGUUCAAUUUGCUGAGCAGUUCAGCAGCAGCCAUUCUCCCAAGUCCCAAGCAUUCAUUCUCAUUUCUCACGCUUCUUGGCACCAUCUUAUCUGUCUAUUGACCUCAUCUUCCGCCCUUGUUGUAGUGUAAUUAUUUUAUUGACGAAUAUGCAAUGGUAAAAAAGCAAUCAAGCAGUAAUAAUAUGGUCAAAACACAAUAGAUUAUAUAAAAACAGAUAAUA